Molecule: messenger RNA, 1191 nt
Organism: Nerophis lumbriciformis (worm pipefish)
Lineage: Eukaryota; Metazoa; Chordata; Actinopteri; Syngnathiformes; Syngnathidae
Source: RefSeq, a predicted model, not a curated record
AUGAGCAAAGCUGCCGGCUCAACAAGUGGUUGUUUGGAUAUUCUCAAUGUCAAGUCAAGUCGCAUCCUGGACAUCCCGUGCAAAGUGUGCGGAGACCGCAGCUCGGGCAAGCACUACGGCGUCUACGCCUGUGACGGCUGCUCCGGCUUCUUCAAGAGGAGCAUUCGUCGAAACAGAACCUACGUGUGCAAGUCUGGCUCUCAGGGUGGGUGUCCUGUGGAUAAAACUCAUAGAAACCAAUGCCGAGCAUGCCGCUUGAAAAAGUGCCUGGAAGUCAACAUGAAUAAAGAUGCCGUCCAACACGAGAGAGGACCCCGAACAUCCACUAUCCGAAAACAGGUGGCCUUAUACUUCCGAGGUCAUAAAGAUGUGAACGGGUCAUCAACACAUUUCCCAGGAUCCUCUCUGCCGGGCCCCCCUUUUUUCACUACUGUCACACAACUGGAGCCUCACAAUUUAGACAUGAGUACAGUGGCCAGCACGCCUGAGAGGCAGGCUAUCGUGGGACUGGCUCAGCCCACCCCAAAGUACCCUCACGAAGUCAGCGCCACCCCCAUGUACCUGUACGAGGUGGCCACCGAAUCGGUGUGUGAGUCAGCGGCCCGCCUUCUCUUCAUGAGUAUUAAGUGGGCCAAAAGUGUGCCCGCCUUCUCCACGCUCCCCUUAUCUGACCAGUUGAUUCUGUUGGAGGACGCUUGGAGGGAAUUAUUUGUCCUGGGAAUCGCACAGUGGGCAAUCCCAGUGGACUCUACGACUCUACUAGCCGUUUCUGGGAUGAACACCGAAAACACUGAAUCCCAGCGGAUGAACAAGAUCAUGUCCGAAAUACAAGCACUCCAAGAGGUAGUCACCAGGUUCCGACAGAUGAGGCUGGACGCCACAGAAUUCGCCUGUUUGAAAUGUAUCGUGACGUUUAAAGCUGUCCCUACGCAGGGCGGUGCAGAAUUGAGAAAUUUCCGGAACGCCAGCGCCAUUGCCGCGCUACAGGAUGAAGCACAGCUCACGUUAAACAGCUACAUCCACACCAGGUACCCAACUCAACCAUGUCGUUUUGGCAAAUUGCUGCUGCUCCUGCCGUCUCUGCGUUCGGUCGGCCCUUCUACCAUCGAGGAAGUCUUUUUCAAGAAGACCAUCGGCAACGUGCCUAUCACCAGGCUCCUCUCCGACAUGUACAAAUCCAGCGACAUAUGA